UUUUAAUUUUUUUUUUGUAUGGCGCUUUCCUAAUUUGUCAUUGUUCGCGCUAACGCAGUGUCUUCCAUUCCUCAUCUCUUUUGCCCUGGCAGGGUCUCUCUUCAGAUUCUGAGAUUCAGAUUCAGAUAGAUAUGGCAGAAGGAGGAAGUGGAUUGCCGGCGACACCUUAUGAGGAAGCGCUGGAUGCUUUGUCUUCUCUUAUCACGAAACGAAGACGAGCAGAUAAGAACAACAAUGGGGAUUGCUUCGAACUGCUUCACGAUUACUUGAUGAUGUUGGAGCUGGACGAGCAGAUUUCACAAAUGAAGGUCAUUCAUGUAGCAGGGACCAAAGGAAAGGGAUCCACAUGCGUCUUCACGGAGUCUAUAUUGCGCCAUUGUGGAUUUCGGACUGGGCUUUUCACUUCUCCUCACCUCAUUGAUGUCCGAGAAAGAUUUCGCUUGGAUGGCAUUGACAUCUGCGAGGAGAAAUUUUUGGCCUACUUUUGGUGGUGCUACGAUAGGCUGAAGGAAAGGACAAACGACGAUGUACCAAUGCCUACUUACUUUCGAUUUCUUGCCUUACUUGCCUUCAAGAUAUUUGCUGCUGAGCAGGUAGAUGUGGCUAUCUUGGAGGUUGGUUUGGGUGGAAAGUUCGAUGCAACAAAUGUGGUUCGGGCACCUAUUGUUUGUGGUAUAUCUUCCUUGGGGUAUGACCACAUGGAAAUUCUCGGAAAUACCCUUGGAGAAAUUGCUGGGGAAAAAGCUGGCAUUUUUAAGCAAGGAGUCCCAGCCUUCACUGUUCCUCAGCCUGAUGAAGCCAUGCGAGUACUUGAAGAAAAGGCUUCUCGGCUUGACGUUCGUCUUCAAGUAGCAGCACCAAUGGAUGCAGACUUGCUGAAUGGUCCAAAACUCGGUCUUGAAGGCGAGCACCAGUAUUUAAAUGCUGGUCUUGCUAUUGCACUAUCUUUCACAUGGCUUCAGAGGACAGGUCAUCUUCAUAUCAGUUAUCACGAUCAGACUAACUCACUGCCCGAGCAGUUUAUCAAAGGGCUAACAAUGAUCAAUUUGCAAGGACGAGCUCAGAUUGUUCCUGACAGGGACAUUGACAUGGAAAGGCCUGGAGAUCUGGUGUUUUAUCUGGAUGGAGCUCAUAGUCCAGAAAGCAUGGAAGCAUGUGGAAGAUGGUUCUCUCUUGCCAUUAGAGAACCUGACCGGAAACAACAGAUUUUAAAUUAUAGGUCAAAGGACAAUUCUGGAUCUGCACCUGAAUCAGUAGAGGGGCUUCAUAAAGAAAGAUCUAGCGACUCCACUCAGAUACUUUUGUUCAAUUGUAUGUCUGUGAGGGAUCCUCAGUUGCUUCUUCCGCACCUGAUGCAAACAUGUGCUAGUCAUGGUGUAUAUUUCAAGAAGGCGCUCUUUGUGCCAAAUACAUCUGUGUAUUACAAAGUUGGAUCCCAUGCUUCCCCACCAACUGAUUCUCAAGUUGAUUUGUCCUGGCAGUUCACUCUUCAAAGAGUGUGGGAAAGCCUCAUGCAAACAGAUAAAGGAGGGGAGGCUCAUAAUACAGAUGCCUUUGUUGAAGAAGUUAAAGAUGAUGAAGAAAUGAGUCUAAGGAUUUGCGAACAUAGCACUGUCUUCCCUUCUCUCCAGUUGGCUAUUAAAUGGCUCAGGGAUAGUGUCCAACAAAAUCAAGCAGCACGUUUUCAGGUCCUUGUUACUGGUUCUUUGCAUCUUGUGGGCGAUGUGUUGAGAUUGGUCAAGAAGUGAGACAUUUUUAUGAAGAUAAACUCUCGUUGUCAUGCACUUUAGCCUCCAAGAGGCUGUUAUUCAUGCAAGCUGGACAAAAUUAAUGUGGGCAGCGUCAUUGUUGUCAAGUGAAUUCUCCCUUUGUGAAGUGCCUGGCAUUGUACCAUCUGUCGACAAAGGUGUCAUCAAUUCAUGAAAGUGUUUUUGGCCCUUUGAGGACGAGCUACUAAUUGCACUGGAAAAUGCUGUUUGUUUCUGUAAGAAAUAGAAAUUUUGAAGUUGCAACAAAAAUUUCAUUUAAAGUUGGCUGGAUCUGCCACUGCAGAGAAAUAGAAAGUUGAUUCUUUUUUUUUUUCCCUCCUUUUCUGCUCUUGAUUCUUUAUCUUGAAUAGACAAUCAACUAGAGUGGCUUGCUUAUUCGUAAUAUAUGGGAGGAUGUUUUGGUGUGCUA
Messenger RNA from Tripterygium wilfordii, 2178 nucleotides. RefSeq names its product folylpolyglutamate synthase-like. Gene Ontology annotation, biological process: tetrahydrofolylpolyglutamate biosynthetic process. The transcript is spliced from 16 exons. Lineage: Eukaryota; Viridiplantae; Streptophyta; Magnoliopsida; Celastrales; Celastraceae. The record is from RefSeq and is a predicted model, not a curated record. Gene Ontology annotation, molecular function: ATP binding; tetrahydrofolylpolyglutamate synthase activity. Gene Ontology annotation, cellular component: mitochondrion; cytosol; cytoplasm. Bases 132 to 1748 code for a protein of 538 amino acids.